UUCCUUUUCGGGAGUCCCCGGCACACAUCCUGUGUCCAUGUUUGGGCAUUUACGUCACGGCGGCAGGGCCGGGGCCUCCCGAAAUGGCAGUGGCCCGGGGAGUCGGAAGCCCGGAGCCAGCGCGGCCGCUGCUAUAUAAGUGGGGGGGGCCGCGGAUCGGGGGAGCCCGGCUGCGCUUUGGAGAGGCGAGGAGCCGCCGCCCGAGGCGGGUCCCGGCGAGCAAGGGAGCCUCGACCCCGGGACCUCUUUCCCAGAGGUGAGCGCCUGGAGCCAGGAGCCCGGCCGCCUGGGUCUGUGAGGCGCAGGGCACCCCAACUACUGGCCUCCCCGUCACCCGCGCGCCAAGCCCAGCGGGCGAGGCCCCCGGCGCCCCGCAGCCGCUGCCGCGCCAUGCUCCACCUUAGCGAGUUUUCCGGCCCCGACGCGCUCCUGGUCAAGUCCACCGAGGGCUGUUGCGCGGAACCCAGUACCGACUUGUCCCGGUUGCCCGGCAGAGACGCGCCGGCGGCAGCCGGCUACCCCGGAGGCAGUGACUUCUUGAGCUGGGCUUUGAGCAGCUGCGGCGCCGGGGGGGACUUAGCCGAUUCCUGCUUCCUGGAGGGGCCUGCACCCACGCCCCCUCCUGGCCUCAGCUACAGCGGUAGCUUCUUCAUCCAAGCAGUACCCGAACACCCGCACGACCCGGAGGCACUCUUCAACCUCAUGUCGGGCAUCCUAGGUCUGGCACCUUUCCCCGGCCCUGAGGCGGCAGCAUCUCGGUCUCCGCUGGACGCCUCUUUUCCCGCAGGCCCCGACGCCUUGCUCCCGGGUCCAGCGGACCUUUACUCCCCGGAUCUGGGCGCUGCCACCUUCCCAGAGGCGUUCUGGGAGGUCUCUCCCUCAGCAGGCGCCCCCUCACAGUGCCUGUAUGAGCCUCAGCUCUCCCCACCCGACGUCAAGCCAGGCCUUCGGGCGCCUCCGGCCUCUCCAGCGCUGGACACUGCCUCGGCCUUCAAAGGCCCCUAUGCUCCCUGGGAGCUACUUUCAGCUGGAGCCCCAGGGAGCUGUGGGUCACAAGGAGGUUACCAGGCGGCCCCCGACGCCCGCUUCCCCUCGAUGGGGGCCAAGAUUGAAGACCUGCUAUCGAUCAGCUGCCCGGCGGAGCUGCCAGCUGGCCCCGCCAACAGACUCUACCCCACGGGGGCUUACGACGCUUUCCCGCUGGCCCCGGGUGACUUAGGGGAGGUGGCCGAAGGCCUCCCAGGUCUCCUGACCCCUCCUAGCGGGGAGGGAGGGAGUAGCGGUGACAGUGGAGAGUUUCUGACCGCUACUCAGCCUCAGGUUUCCCCCCUAGGCCUCCGCAGCGCCGCGGCGGACUUCCCGAAACCUCUGGUGGCAGACAUCCCCGGGAGCAGUGGGGUGCCUGAGCCUCCUGGGCCACCGCCGUCGGUCCCAUUCCCCCCUACCAAGGCGCGGCGUAAGGGGCGCAGGGGCGGCAAGUGCAGCGCGCGCUGCUUCUGCCCGCGGCCGCAUGCCAAGGCCUUUGCUUGCCCAGUGGAGAGCUGUGUGCGCAGCUUUGCGCGCUCCGACGAGCUCAACCGCCACCUGCGCAUCCACACGGGCCACAAGCCCUUCCAGUGCCGCAUCUGCCUACGCAACUUCAGCAGAAGCGACCACCUUACCACACACGUGCGCACUCACACGGGUGAGAAGCCUUUCGCCUGCGACGUGUGCGGCCGCCGCUUCGCGCGCAGUGAUGAGAAGAAACGGCACAGCAAGGUGCACCUCAAGCAGAAGGCGCGCGCCGAGGAACGGCUCAAGGGCCUUGGCUUUUACUCUUUGGGCCUCUCUUUCGCCGCCCUGUGAGGGAGAAAUGGGUUUGUAGAUUGGGGCGCCGCCUCCUGGCACGAAAGAGGCGACCUGGUCUGCCCCCCUCCCCUCUCCUCUUUCCGGCACGUCCCGGGGCCGGCCUCUGGUCCCCCUUCCAGUUCCCUUGAAGCGCCAGUCGUUCACGCCUCGUUCAGCACCAGCUCUGUGGACAGCUCCCGCGGUCCGGGCUCCAACUCCCGCGUUAGCCGCGCUAUGAGGGAAGCCCUCUCGUGCACUGAGCGGGCACUUCCUUGGGACUUAAGACCGUGUUUUGUAACUGGCUUGGCGCACGCCCCACGCCCCCUAUUAGACACCCCCCCACCAGAGGCAGGCUGGGGCAGCGCCGAGCCGGUCUCGCGCGGGAUUUUGUACAGCAAUGUCGUUUCCAUCAGCCAUUGGAUGUAACGUUUUGCUUUGGGGUUAUUUCCUUUUGUUGUUGUUAAUUUUUGUAAAGCAGACGCUACUCUCGAGCAGUUGACAAAACUGUUUAUUUUUGCAAUUAAAAUUAUUGUGCUAAAAGCUUACUGAAUCUGCCAUCCAAGCUUCUGACCCAUUCCCCAACCACUCCCCCAGGAGAAUAUGUGCCAGAAGAGGAGGGAGAUAUGACGCCAAUGGAAUCAUUAUGCAGCUUCUGUCAGGCACUGUGGAACACAGUAGGCAUUCAAUAAAUAUGUACUGAAUUAACAGAUGGAUUUAAUUACAACUGACCUAAGGGCUCAAGGUGUUUCUGAAACUUGAGAGUGAUUGAGAGGCUUAGGUGUUAAACAUUGAUCAUAUAUUAUCCUUAAUCCUCACAAUCCUGAAAUUCCAUUUCAAAGAUGAGGCAGGAAAGUAGGUAACUUUCUGGGUAACCCAGCUAGGAACAAACAAGGUCAA
Molecule: messenger RNA, 2724 nt
Organism: Panthera uncia (snow leopard)
Lineage: Eukaryota; Metazoa; Chordata; Mammalia; Carnivora; Felidae
Gene: EGR4
Product: early growth response 4
Exons: 2
Coding region: 391-1845 (484 amino acids)
Biological process (GO): regulation of transcription by RNA polymerase II
Molecular function (GO): RNA polymerase II cis-regulatory region sequence-specific DNA binding; DNA-binding transcription factor activity, RNA polymerase II-specific
Source: RefSeq, a predicted model, not a curated record